ACUGCCCAGCAACCGGAGUCAGGCUCUGUAAACCGCACGAGUUUUGUGAACGUGGCUUGAAUGUCAAACAUUCCCGCAGUUGUAAAGAAGAAUAAAGGUGCUCUCCGAUCGAUGUGAACCAUUCUAAAGUUGAAUCACGGCUAUCUUGACAUCAUCUGUGGGAUACUGAAGAAUUAUUGAAAAUGUCAAUAUGUGUAAUCAAAAAAUAAUUAAUUGGAAAGUGGCGGCAAAUAAUUACAGCUAUCAUUGAAACAACUAUAUGAAACAUAUUAUCAAGCGUAACAUAAAAUAAAAAGAGAACAAAUGAGGCAAAAAGUUUUUAAAUAAAAGUAAACCAAAUGAUCUAAAGUGAUUUGUUUAAAAAUGAUGAAAUAAGAAACCAUUCCUAAGAAAAAAAUCUCUACUACAAAAAGUCCAAAGCAAAUAAUAUAUGGUAAAGAAUCUAACCAAAAUUCAAAUUCUAUAAAAUGGAGAAUGUGUUAUAAAUCUAUAAUACUUAACAAUAUAAUAUCAGCUUUAUAAAGGAUAGCCGAGCCCGCCUGUGAACGAUUGGAUAAUCUUCUCAUUAAAGAUUUCAUCUAUGAACUUUCGUAUGAUAGAAAUGUGUCUGAACCUGAAAACAAAUUAAGGGCAUAAAAUUCGACAGAGAUCGAAUAUCUUGUAUCAAAUUGAAUCUUAUAUUCGAUUUAGACUGACAAAAAGUUCCUCAUUAACUUAAUCCACCUUAUCUAGUAUGGAUAAAUUGUUAAUGUUAAUAUUUUGAAAUGAAUUCAGAUAUUAAAAAUUGUCUCCCAAGCAAGGAGAAAAUAAGAAAAACUUAAAAAAGUGGCGUCCAAUAUCAGACCAACUCGUACAUUAACGUAGGACUUUCACUCUCCAUUGAAGAAUAAGUGGUCGAAGGCCACUAAACUUGCUGUCAUCUGAAGAACCACCUGCGACAGAAGGCUGCGUCUUUGUAAUGGAGUCGCGCCUGGCAUGGAAGAGAUACACCUCAUACCCACAACCCCUUCGUCAUCGUGUGGUGCUUAUUGGAUGGGCUCUAAUAUGGACUAUGUCCCUAAACUCUGUAUUCUGUGGAGAAAAAUUGGCUUUAUUGUCGGCCACUUUGCGCACAUAUCAAAAAGCGGCAUGUGACUCGGAUCAAGUGGUUAUAGCAUGUCCCCGUGGUACUAGUAUUUCAAUCGAGUUUGCCCAGUACAAUAAGUUUGUUGCGAAAGACGGCUACAGUAUUGAAGAAUUAUGUCCUGGGUCUGGGGAAAUAAGAUCGGAAAUCCGGGGUAGAACAAAGCACCUUCUUCGCGGAUCGAUCUUUGGCUCACCCGCACUUAAAACACCGUCUAGCAAAUACGUGAAUGCUGGCCACUCCCUUGCAGUCUCAGUACAACCUGUUCCUGAAUCCAACAGCAGCAGUUCCGAAUCAAUUUCAAGCAUGUCCCCUUCAGUUGAUGAUAUUCAAAGUACUGAUUACACUACUGACAACGCUUCCGAGAACUGCAUGUGGCCAAAUGCAUUACAGUACUCCUUACUGCAAACUGUCGUCGAGGCCUGCCAAAAGAAGAAGCACUGCAAGUUCCAUGGAUCCCCAGAAUUCUACGGCCAGGGCUCCAGCGGUGUGGGCGACUCGUCUGGAACCAGCAGCUAUCACAGCAGCACAGCCAGCUCCAAUGCAAAAAGCAGCGAUCCUUGUCCCAAGCGCAAAAAAAUUGUCGAAGUCGCUUACAAAUGUCGCCCAUAUGAGUUCCGGAGUAAGGUUGCUUGUCACAAUGAUGUAGCACAACUAGAGUGCAAUCCGUACUCCCGUAUAGCCGUAUAUAGUGCCAGCUUUGGAAGAACCGAGUACGAGAGCAUUCAGUGUCCCCAACCGCAAGGAGUUCGAGAAGAAACUUGUCUCGCUUCAUAUGCCACGGAGACUGUAAUGCAAAUUUGCCAUGGUAGACGUCGAUGCAACCUUGCAGCCGACGCAAAUACUUUUGGCAGCCCUUGCCAACCGAAUUCCCGAAUGUACUUGAAAGUUGUUUAUACGUGCGUGCCCAAGCAAGUCCUUAAAGAAAACAAGGCGUUGGAAGUGGAGGCUGACGAACCUGAAGAUUUUGGAGGUGAUCUGAAUGACCUCUACGACGAUGAGCUUAUCUAUAAGGAGUCCGAGGCAAUACCCAAACUGUACAGCAAUACAACAACGACAGUACGCCGAAACGGUACCAGAUCACUAGGGUUCGAAUUCAGCGUUAAUUCUGCGAACAAUCAGAGCAUGACAAACAGUUCUCUGGUAGUCGAAGGCGAUAGGAGUGGCGUCAAUCCUGUCAUGACGCACAGUGCCGAUUUAAGUCUAGAAGAGGACCAAGAACGUCUCUAUUUUUAUCUUCUUGUCCUGGUUUCACUCGGAGUGCUAAUUUCCAUUGCCAUCUUCGGGACUAGGAUAGCGCUUCAAAAACACCGUCUGAUAACAGAAACGCUCUCCAGCUCCUUGGCAAAAACAACGAGACGGGCAGUUGAGGAAACAACUAUUCCAAGCGGCUUUAAUGACACCAUUUCCGAAAUAGACGCUGAAAUCGACCUUAAAACUACACUUCCUUUACCCAGCUUGUCCAAAGAGAAUUACUUGACUUACGCACCAACAAGCAGUCUGUACGCCGAUCUCCCCUGUAACCAGCUGGUCUCAGCGUGUAGUCCAGGAUCUGCCGCCGGGCAAAUAGGAAAACCGCACAUGGUUGGGUCUCGUCAAUCACCCGACCUUAUUGGCAUAACACCCGGACCUUUUGUGACUACAAGUAUGGCGGGCUUAGGCGGUCCGAUGUCUGGGAUGGUGACGUCGGCUAUUGUGAUUGGAGAUUCUACGCCCAGUAGUAGUUCCUUAGGCACUAUGAUACCUAUCACCCAGUACACAACUGCUCCAACAAUCAGAGGCGGGUACGUCAUAAGUGCUGAGAACAUGGGUGUAAUUCAGCGGGCGAAUAACACGCCUACCCCAUUAAACUUGCUGUCCGGGAGCACGCCAGAACAUCCCCCGCAAGCCGGACCGAUAAUCUCGGCGGGGGCCAUGACUGUAACUCCACAGGCCCAUGGGCCUAUAUCGGCUGGGGGCGCAUCAAAACUGCGGCGUGUAAAGCCACCUUUUUUGCAGCCACAGCUUUCUUAUGAUGGCACUGCACCACGGACUCUCUCCACCGGAGUAGCUGUUGGCUCGCAGUUUUAUUAUGGAUGACACAGCACACUGGACUGUGACCCGUUUGUGUACACCACAGCUUUAGAUAUGGCACCAUCAACAUCCAGUACUCAGAAAACAGGGGAGGAGUUAGAUCGAGCAAGCUUAAAAAAUGGUGUUGACGCGUCUUAGCCAUCGGCGUCGGCAUUCGCAAGUUGCCCUAGGUUGCAAAAUUUCGAGCUAAGCAACAAGGCCAGUUCUUUCAAAACCGCAACAAGUGUUUUACAAUCCCAGCCAAAUCCAGACUGUGGAAAGGAUUGAAAAGGAUCCUACCCAGCAAGCACACUGUUGUUUUCAACAUAAAAGAAAUAUUGGCACCCGCGUGUAUCUAAUAAAUAAAUGUUGUUUCCAAAAAAAAAACAUUAUUUUCAAAAUGUCGAUGGUACUAAAAACGGAAAAUAAUAGGUUGUCUUCCGACAGCCGAGAGGAGCCGGCAACCAUAUACAAAUACAAGUUUAUAUUUCACUAGUGUGAGAGUCUUCCGUAUUUCGAUCAGACAUUAAUAGCAGAAAAUAUGAGAAUACAUAAAAUUUGGACAAAAAAGUAGUCUCCGGAGAAUAAUUUUGAGAAUGCACGGAACGAAAAGUUCACAAGCAUAUGUAAAUCAAAUUGUAGGGAUGCGGUAUUUGAAUGCUACGGUGCCUCAACGUCCUGAAUAAAAACACCACUCCUUAUCGGCCAGCAUAAUAAAAUUUGCGCCAAAGUAUAAUACAUUUUCAUUGUUAAAUCGGAAACUAUGCAGUUGACGGCAGAAAGGUGGUAAAGUUAGUUUUAGGCCCUGCGCAUUUGGAAAACCUGUAUAUUGGGGAUAGUAAUUCUUAUAUAAAAAGUUAGGAACAAAGUGAAUAUAUGCAGUGUGCAUCUGCAUAGUUGCAUUCAAUCUUCGGUUUAAUGUCAUUAAAAUAUUUAUCAAUAAGUUUUAUUUAGACGUGGUUUGGGUUGAGGUUUACUUUUAAUGUCAAGUGCCUUCCUCAUUACAUUUAAGUGUAAAGUAGCCGUAAAAAUACCAAACCAUUGAAACGUAUGUUUGCUAACGUGUAAAAAAUAGAGCAGCAGUCAAUAUUGUUCGGAUAAAAGCAAACCCGAAAUUACAGGAACAGCUAUCUACAGUUAUACAUAAAAAAAUAAUAAUGUUUGAAACAACCAAUUUCCGGAUGUCCAAAGUUCUCAAAAGAACGCUCAAAAGAACUUGUAUUGAGGGUACACUUCUAGCCAAAAAAUAUGAAUAUAUAAUUGGUACUCGUGUGUGAAAACGGUGAACCAAAUAGAUAAAAAUUAACUCAAAAACAAUGCAUAAAGCCAUGUUAAUUAAUUUAAUUAGAUUUCCCUACGCUUAAGAAUCAUUCAAUAAUGCAAUCCAUAAAAUAAAUAAUAGAUUAAAAAAGUCAAAAAAUUAUCGGUAGAAUAAGUAUACAUAGUAAGUAAUAUGGUUUCUGUUGUCUCUUUUCCCCCUACAAGUAUGAAUUCUACAUUUUAUACGAUUCAUUUAAAAUAAAAAAAACUAUACAUGAUUAUAAAAA
Molecule: messenger RNA, 4722 nt
Organism: Drosophila sechellia
Lineage: Eukaryota; Metazoa; Arthropoda; Insecta; Diptera; Drosophilidae
Exons: 11
Coding region: 959-3202 (747 amino acids)
Molecular function (GO): carbohydrate binding
Source: RefSeq, a predicted model, not a curated record